GGGGGGUUGGUUGUUAGAGAGCAAGUUAGGUAUGUAGAGAUAUGAAGGGCACAAGUCAAUUCAUCAGGGAAGAAAUGCAAUGAACAAUCGAGCGAUGCUGUCUACGACAAAGGCCAGAAGGAAUAAUGUCUUCGAAACCCGUGAAUCUGUUGGUGCGUGUUUUGCCGUCGUGUUGUGUUGUCUUCUUGUCUGUCUGACUUGUUAGUACAGUACUGUACUGUGGCGAACAAAACGGAAAGGAUUGAGAAGAGAGAAAGAGCUGAAACUGCAAGGAGACCAUCCUUCAUCCCUGCACCCAGCCAGAGACUAUGCAGAAUUCGGGUUACGGAACAACUCCAACAGCGACAACUCGCACAGUUUUUUCCACUAUAUUUCUACUCUUCUAAAUUGAAGCUCAGGGAAGUGUGAAUAAUUUUUCGCGCCUAGAUUCUCUUUUUUCCAACAUUAAUCGUAAUCCUUUUUCACUUUCUAAAUUUUAAAAAAUGAAAUUGAAAAAAACUAAAAAUGAAAUUGGAAAAUUUUCCGUGAAAAUUUCUCUCGUUUAUUCUUUGUUUUGGCAUAGAGGAACACAGUUUCAUUCAUCAGAUUUUUUCUGAAAUAUUUUUGGAGCAUGAAAAAGUUUGGGAUUCCGUGAUUGCAAGACUUUUUCUUAUUACAAUUGAUUUAUACAUCACAUCACGUAAAUAAUAUGAUGAAAAUAAUUUCAUACAAAAUCUCAGGUUGUUUUGGCUACUUCUAAAAAUCAGAAAUUGAAGAACUGAAAUACAUAGCAUUUAUUUUUACAUUAAAAUACUGUUGAUUGUGAGGAAUUUCAAAAUCAACACUCUUGAUUUCUUGGUAUAUUAAAAACGGAGAUUUUUGAAAUUUCUAAUGGUUCUCCCUUUCCUGGUGUAGUUUACUCAUUACAUUUUUCUGUGACGUUAAUUGUUUUAACCUGUACCAGCUAGGAAAAGGGCUGUGCCCCAAAAUCAUUUGACGUGAGGGAUCUUUUGGAAUAUUUUCACUUAUUGAUCGGACAUUGCCCCCAAGAAGUUCUUCUCAAUAUCUGCACUCAUUGAUGCCACCAGCAGUUUAGGCGGGGGCAUCAAUUAUUUUUAAAAAUUGUACUGUAUUUCAAUUGCACAUAGACAUUGCUGGUUCAUUUCUCUUUCAUGAUCUUGAAGGAAAUUGCAACAUUGUGAUUAUGAAGAAGUUAAUCUAGUGAAGUUGGGCAAAUCAUGAAUAUCUUUGAGGAUGACUGGUGAAGUGAUGUUGGGAUUUGAUGAGUUGGUCUUCUAUAUCAGUGGAAUGGUAUUCAGAGAUCUGGAACAUGCAUUGCAUCAAAUGAUUUCUGAGCAUGGCCUUUUUGUGGUGCAGGUUACAAUAAAAUUAAUGCCACACCUAUCAAUGUGGGGUUAUUGCAUCAUAGGCAGUGAUGAUCCAUUUAUUUGUAUACUGUAUGUUCUUCCAAUAGUAUAUUCUUACUUGCAAAAAUUUGUGUGACAGAUGCUUUAUAGUGCACACAAGUUCUGCAAUCACUCUCCCGAAAAAUGUUUAAGGAUGACAAAUAGAAUUGUGUUCUCUCUAUGUUUAAAAAUGAAGAAGCAACUGAAGAAAUUUGCUUGGACAAAAUUCUCUUACUUUUAUCUUUUUGGGUACCAUUUUGUAAAUUUAGAAAGUGAAUGACAAAAAUUAAUGUUGAGCACAAGAGAAUGUCGGCAUUAUAGGUACAUUAGUAUACAUUUUUCUGAGCUUCAAUUUAGAGGAUAAAAAUUAUAAACAGAAAGAGAAAAAAACUGUGCAACUUGUUGAUGUUUGAGUUUUUGGGUAAUCCAGAAUUCGUAUUGAACAAGAUGUUUUAUUAUUAUUUUUGUUUUUUGUGUGUGUGUGUGUGUUCGCAGAAUGAGAUCUUGCGAAUGAGAAAGACAGAGUAUGGCCGACUCAAGUAGGUGCUGGCGUGAGUGUGUCGUGCGGUCGAGAGCGAGUGGUGCUGGCAACGAUGACGAUGAAAGAGUAGAAGAAGCAGUAGUAGCAGUAAAAGAGGACACGCUACUCAAGGACUCGGUGGCCGAGUGGAUCUUUUGGUGGUUGCUGGACGACGUCGUGUUGGGCUAUGCGUUUGACGUACACCGUCUGUGCGCCACUGGGAUGUGGCAGGCCAUCGAAGGAGUGGACGAGGACGACGCAGACGACCAUCAGGUUGUGGACGACCCGCAGUUGGACAUUUUCGGACGCCCGCUUUGUCGUGGCCGGGGCAAGAGCGGCGGCGUAUCGGCCAAAUGUCCUCAGUGUCGGCGCAUGCUGCAGGCGUGUCGCUUAGCCCCGCAUUUGGAAAAGUGCAUGGGCAUGGGACGUCAUUGCUGGCGCGUGGCGAGUCGGCGGAUCACGUCCGCCAUGAUGGAAUAUCGGUCGAGCGGUGACGAAGAAGAAGACGACAAUAAUAAUAACGACGAGGACGGAGAUGGUGAUCGUUGUGACAAGGACAACAACAUGAAGUGCGUUGCGGGGGGCAAAGUCAAUGGUCAGCGCCGAGACUCGUGUGACGACGGCAACGAGGACGAUUCAACCCGCUGGUACUUCAAAAAGGAUGCGUCGUCUCAAGGAACUUUGACGGACAAGGAAAAGAAGAAGAAGAAGAUGACGAAGAGGAACCAGAGCAAGACUCGGGGAAGAGGUGGCGGUGAUGAUUUAUUCAUUUAUUCAUUGUCUUUGUUUUCUGGAAUCUGAUGCUUUAAUUUUGACCGAGCAAAGUACUGUAGUGUGUCUCGCUAUCAUCAUUGUUGUCGUUGAUGUCUUCCCUCGUCGUCUUCGUCGUCGUCGUCAUUCUGACCUGAACCAACACCGAUGAGUUGUGCUUGCUCUCGCACGGCAGGUAAGCGUGGGGAUGUGGCCCGUCGUUGGAAAAGGGCCAGUGGAGCCAGAGGUGGCCGGAGGACGACCUGGUCAUCCAGUUCUCUGCCAACGGGAUGCUGAAUGUAUGUUUUGGAUUGUGGUGCUGCUGCUGCUUUCCUGUUCACGAGGCGGAUGCAGGGAUGGAAGGAUGCAUGUUUGACGGGCUGCUGAAUUUUUGUUUCGACUGACUGCUGAGGAUCAUUUCGAUUAUUGCACGUUUGCGGUCACACACACACACACACCGGUUGAGUGCUGGAAGGAAGAGAGAGAGAGAUGCAUGAUGUUCUGGCAAAGGAUGAAGAUGACAAAGCCAUCAUCAACAGCCCUUGCUUCUGUCUCUCUCUCUCUAUUUUGUCAUUCAACAAUUCAAUGUUGGUUCCAAGGAAUGGGACGCUCGCUUUGUGAUUUGAUUUGAUCAAUUCUUGCAAGUUUUGGCGUGGCGAGAAAAUGAAAUACAAUGAAAUGGCGUUCCUUUUCAUUUUUCACA
This is a messenger RNA of Notodromas monacha, 3358 nucleotides long. Lineage: Eukaryota; Metazoa; Arthropoda; Ostracoda; Podocopida; Cyprididae. The record is from the annotation of a GenBank genome assembly.